Vanessa atalanta (red admiral) is the source of this 3776-nucleotide messenger RNA. Its product is annotated as TBC domain-containing protein kinase-like protein. Gene Ontology annotation, molecular function: protein kinase activity; GTPase activator activity; ATP binding. The coding region runs from base 131 to 2539 and encodes 802 amino acids. Gene Ontology annotation, biological process: activation of GTPase activity; protein phosphorylation. The transcript is spliced from 13 exons. The record is from RefSeq and is a predicted model, not a curated record. NCBI's taxonomy places the organism in Eukaryota, Metazoa, Arthropoda, Insecta, Lepidoptera, Nymphalidae.
GCAAACUGAAACUAUCAAUAAAAACAAAUCACUUUUUACCUUGUUUAAAAGUAAUUAGCAAAAUACGCCCAUUUAUGGGACUCGAUAUGCAAAUUGAGAAGAAAUACUAAAAUAAAAAUAAAAAAACAAUAUGAAUGAAGACGAGAGCUAUAAAUUUGCAGCAUGUACAUUCUUUGCCAAAAAUCACCCGGGGGAGUCGUGUGGUAGCAAUGGGUUACCCUUAACACCUAGUUCUAUUACAAUACUAGGUAGAUCUCAGCGACUACUAACGAUUGAACAUACCAACUUGUGUACAUAUCUCGAUAUUAUAAGAGGCAAACAUGAAAGAAUCAUUGUAGUUGCGGAAGUGAUUGGGAAGUCUUUAGCUGAAUAUUCAUCUAAGUUUUCAUAUGAAGAGAUAAUAAACAUAUCACUGCAAGUAACAAAUGCAAUGAUGUUCCUCCACAAGCAAGAAAUAACCCACAGGACAUUAUCUGAUGAUAAUAUUUUACUGGAUAGUAGUGGUCGAGUGAAAUUGUUUAACUAUGGAAUGUAUUACAUGACAAACGAAGGAAAUGAAGUACCUUUCCCACUAGGAUUACCAAGAUAUCUCAGUCCUGAGACUAUUUUGAAUGGUGGUGGACCAGCAGCCGAUGUCUGGACUUUUGGUAUUAUCCUUUUAGAACUAUGCAUAGGAAAAUUAUGGAAAAAUAUAAAGCCAGGUCCUACACUGAGAAGAAUACUAACUCUGGUUCAUGCCAAUAAUCCUGCGGAAAGGAUAGCCCGGGAACAUGACUGUCUUGAAGCCUAUAAGGAAAUACCAGAGACAGUAAGAAAUUUGAUAGAGAAAUGUCUUAAAAUAUAUCCCAGUGAUAGAGCAACAUUUGAAGAAUUAAAUGAAGACCUGUCAAAAAUUAAUAGCAAAACAUUAGAAGAUAUGAAGCAACCUCGUGGCCUUAUGGGCUGUAAGUUACAGUACUUGUAUUACUGGUGGCAGCUUACAGGGGGGGAUAUACAAGCUGAACUGAAAAAGAAUGGACUCAUAAAAAAUAGUCCACCAAUACUAUCUAUGCCUAUAGCUAUUCUUCUAGAUGGUGGUACAAUAGGAGGUAAGACAGGGGCUCUUUUUGAUCGACGAAUUGCCAAGUACAGUUUAGAUUUACUCAAGAAUCGCCUAAGUCACAUUCCACCUCAGGACUUCUACCCAUUGAUGCACGAGAGGAGAAAGGACUAUGAUGCUGUUGCCUUACCUAAGAUAAUUAGAGAAAGAGACACUGAAUACCAGUUUUAUAGACUGCUCUGGUUUCAAAGGCUAUUACAUGGGUAUCCAUAUACAACUCAAUAUAUAAGAACUGAAGCAGAAAUAGAUAUCCCGCCUCUAGUGAGGGGGGACGUGUGGGCGGCUCUGCUGGGUGUGGUGGGGGAUAUUGAGGACCAAUACGAGAGAAUAGACAAGGAAACACCUACACCAACAGACAGACAGAUCGAUGUAGAUAUACCUCGGUGUCAUCAAUACUGCUGGUUGCUUUGCGGUUCGGCUGGUCAUAGGACAUUGAAAAGGUUGCUUAAAGCUUGGCUGUUAACCAACCCACAAUACGUAUACUGGCAAGGAUUAGAUUCGUUGACAGCUCCCUUUUUAUAUUUAAACUUUUGUAAUGAAGCCCGAGCCUUUGCCUGUUUAUCAGCUUUCGUACCAAAGUUUCUCCACAAAUUCUUCUUGAAAGACAAUAGCGCUGUGAUCAAGGAGUACUUGGCAAAGUUCUGGCAAAUGACAGCGUUCCACGAGCCAGAGUUGGCAACGCAUUUACACGAUAUAAACUUCGUGCCGGAGCUCUUCGCUAUACCCUGGUUCUUGACUAUGUUUUCACACGUAUUCCCAUUACAUAAAAUCGUCCAUUUAUGGGACGCCCUUCUGGUGGAAGGACCUUCAUUGCCUCUGUUUAUGGGUGUUGGAAUUCUGAGGCAGUUGAGAGACACGUUGCUGGAUUCAGGGUUCAAUGAAUGCAUUCUUUUGUUCUCCGAUCUGCCUGAAAUCGAUAUCGGAGAGUGUGUUAAGGAAUCGAUAGACAUGUGUCGUAUUUCACCGAGAAGCAUAAGUUAUAGAAGAUUCACAAAUGAACCAGAAAUGAAGGAUCCCAUGGAUGUAGUCGAAGUUCCAUUGGAUGUGCUGUUGUCUGAAACAUGCUCUCGUAUAAGUCUCGCUGAUUUCUUCUCAUUGACAUGCCAAGAUAAAUGUUGUGUGGUUGACAUAAGGUCGAAUUUGCUAUACGAAAAGAGUUGUAUAGAGGGUAGUAUAAACGUGCCCUACAGCGGGGUCCACCUUGGACAGCACGAGCUCAAGUCUCUCGGAGCUCAUCCGAACAAGGUGCUGACCGAAGCUAUCCGACAGAAGAAGAUUAUCGUUGUUGCUUCAGCGGAGGACGAGACAGCUCAAUUAUUCAGCGACUACCUCGUGAAGUGCGGAGUGUCGCGCGUGUGCGUGCUGCACGGCGGCGUGUCUGCGCUGCACACGCACGUGCCCUCCCUGUUCAGCGUGCCUAAGAAGACCGCUCAUAAGUAAACUCGCGAAAUGAAUAAACGAUUAAAAUUUUGCUAUAAAGAGAUAAAAAUAACUCAUUGAUUAUAUGCUUAUACAGAUUUUUUUUUGUUGACGGUACUUUAAAAUAUUUAUUAAAUAAAAUUUACUUCGCAUUAUAGUUACGCUAGUACAGAUUUACUUGUUUAGAAUCGAAUAUAUGUAUGUAUUAGAUAUAUGAUAUCCGCUUAAUAUCCGGCUGGCCGAUACCUGCGGCAAAUAGUGUGUUACCAUCUUUAAUUGUCACUUGAACAAAAUGAAGCAUUUAAUUUAUUAAAGAAUAAAUUAUAAACCAAUUAUACUUUUUUUGUAAAAAGUCUCUUAAAACAUCUUUGAAUCGAAUACAAAAAUCAAAAGCGAAUGUAAAUUCCCGGUAGUGCGAAACGACCGUCUUUUUAUUAGUAUGUCAAUAAUAAUUAAUAAUUUAAGUGAUACUUUGACGCACUACCGGAAUUUUUACACACUUUAAUAUUCCGUGCGCUCCAUCUGCCUUUUGUUUUAAUAUCCGAGUCGCCGGGUUGCUUUGUUCAGGAAACGGUAUGUUUUGCUUAAUUUGAAUUGUCUAGGAGGUGAAAUUCAGAAGCUACUAGAAGUUUUUUUGUUUUACUUAUCGGUGGGCUAAGCAUAAUUGGAUUUUGUAUUUGAUUGAGUAAAUGUACUGAAGAUAAUAUUGUAUAAAAAUGUAAACAUCGAUAGAAAAAUUCUAAAAUCCUUAAGAUAAGUGAAUCGAUUAUCGAAAUUAGCAAUCGGGCUUGAAUUUAGUUUAUUAGUUUUAUGCCAACGAUUUGAGGAUAUUUAUUUACCUCUAAUUGAAUUUGUAUACUGAAAAUGAACGAGUGACUCUAUCCUGCUCAUUUAUACUAAUGUAAAUAUAAAGAAAUCAAUAUUAUUUUAUAGAAAUAUUGUAUUUAUAGAAAUAUAGUGUGUUUAUGAACACCAAAUAUUUAAAACAGUCUGCGCUAUUGAAUUGGACAGUUUCUGAUUUAUGAAUUAUUCUCAAAAUUUAAUUUGUUAUUUUCACAAUCGACAUGAAUUUUUUUACGUUAUAUUGAACUCAAUUCUCUUGUUUAAUCAUUAAUAUAAUUAUUAGCGUUUAAGAAAUAUUUGCUUUACAAUACGUAUCUUUAACUUUUUUUUUUAAUGUUUUGCACGAUUGCAUUCAUUUCGCUAAACGGUUAUUCAUAAAAGUAGCCAAAUAUUCGUACAUUUCAUGUAAAUUAAA